UCUUUCCUUUUGUUACCAUUGCUGUCACCACCGCCAUCUUGAAAAUAUAGCUUAUAUAAUAAAUAAAUAAAUAAAUAAAUAAAUAAUAAAGCUAGAAAACAAAAGAUCUUUAAACAGGGAAAGACAGAAUGAAGAGGGAGAGAAAAUGAAAAAUGAAAUAUAGACAGGAAGAUGAGGAGAGAGAAAAUCGAGGGAGAAAAUUUUACUUUUUUUUUUUUGAAAAAUAUACAGUUAGAAUAUACAGUUAUUUUUUCUGAAUUUUUUUUUUUUUUACAAACAAAGGUUUCUUAAGUGCCUACUUUUUUUUUUUUGAAAAUGUACUAUAGUGAAAGAUGAAAUGUACUAUAGUUGACUUUCUUCUAUGUAGGAAAGUUUAACUAUGCGAAAUGAUGUAUUUUAUACUCUUGUUGGAAGUAUGUAUGCACUUGUCCUUUUCUUGAGUUAAAAAUAAGUAAAUAAAUAAAUAAAUAAAUACAUUUUUUGACAUGACUGAACAAUUAGGCUCCUCCUGAGCCUUUGUUUGGAACUUCAUUAAAUUAUUUUGUACCGCCCCCAACAUAGAAGGUGUUUAUUUACCCAGUAUUCGCACACAUCGUCAGCUCUUCUGUUGCUUUAUUAUGAAAUGCUCGGUGUUACAGCAUUUAUGUUGUGUUUCGCAUUUAUUAUAUUUUUUUGUGUGUGUGUUUAAAUGUAGGCGUUAGAAGCUGUUGUUAUUUGAAAAUGUUCAGCAAAAUAGGAAAAAAUAUAUAUGACAUGUUUAUAUUUUUCUGUUUGUGCUUAUUGAGUCUGAACGUUGUGUUUGGUGGUGAUGAAGUGAAGUUAGUAUCAGUGACGGAGGGAGAUUCAGUCACUCUAAACCCUGAUUUUUCUGAAAUGCUGAAAGAAAAGAUCUUGUGGAGAUUUGGACACAGCAAAGUUAUUAUAGCUACACUCUACGGAAAAAACAAUUACAAGAUUCAUGCUGAUAAUGCUGAUGGGAGAUUCAGAGACAGACUGAAGCUGGAUCAUCAGACUGGAUCUCUGACCAUCACAAACAUCACAACCACUGACUCUGGACUUUAUAAAGUAUUCAACAGCAGCAGUGCGACGCCACUCAACACAUUCAACCUUACUGUCUAUGCUCGUCUGCCUGUUCCUGUCAUUAGCAGUAGUUCUUCACAAAUUUCAUCAUCAUCAUCAUCAUCAGGAUCACCAGUAUCCAAAUGUGUUCUGCUGUGUUCAGCUGUGAAUGUGAGUCAUGUGACUCUCUCCUGGUAUAAAGGAAACAGUUUAUUGUCCGGCAUCAGUGUGUCUGAUCUCAGCAUCAGUCUCUCUCUACCUCUGGAUAUUGAGUGUCUGGACGAUUCUUACAGCUGUGUGAUCAACAAUCCCAUCAGCAACCAGACGACACAUCUCAACAACACUGAACUCUGUCGACCAUGUUCAGACUACAUCCACUGUUGUGGUUCUACUGAAGCUGUGAUCCGACUGGUUCUCUCUGCUCUGGUGGGCGUGGCUGCCUUUGCUGUGCUUGUUCAUGACAUCAGAUCCAGAAGUCUUCAACAGAAUAAGAGAAAGCAGACAUCAACAUCAAACUCUGAUUAAUCAGAUAUGAAGAAUGACUGUAGGCAUUAUAAUACAAGAAAAACCAUUUAAGUAGUUAUUCAUUAAUUGUGUGAGAAAAUGAUCUCAGCACUUGUAGUUAUCUGAAUAAAAGCUUUUGGAAGCUUUAUACUUACUGUGUUUGCUGACAGUUUUUAAAUUCCUGUUUUAAUAGUUUAUUAGGAUAUGAAAGAAUGUACACUGUAAAAAAUAAAAAAAAACACAAUUUGUUGAGUCAGCUUAAAAUAAUUUGUUACCCUGCUGCCUUAAAAUUUUAACUUCAGUCAACUAAAAUAAGCUUAGUGAACUUGAAAUGUUAAGUUGUACUUAGUAACAACUUAAAUAUUUGUGUUCGCUAAACUUAACAGAUGGAUAAGUAACCCAGCUGCCUUAAAAUUUUAAGUUCAACUCAAAUAUCAAAUAUAUAAGUUGUCACUUAGUAUAAUUUAACAUUUCAAGUUGAAUAAACUUUUUUUGAGUUGACUGAACUUAAAAUUGUAAGGCAGCCAGGUUACAAAUUAUUUUAAGUUGACUCAACAAAUUGUUUUUUGCAGUGAUACUUCACUUUUAUAUUUGACAACACAGAUAUGAUGCUAUUAAUCAAACAUUUGCUCUAAUCCAUGAUUAAUGUUCAGUCCAUGUAAUUUAAUCUGUGUGCUCUUAAAGUAAGUAAAUUUAUAUUGUUGUGAAUGUUUUCAUCUCAUUUUCUUUUGUCUUUUUUAUCUUCUGUCUUUAAUCUCCUGUGUGAUGUUUUUAGUGUGAUCAGACAGACCUUAAGUGGGAAUAUGUUCUUUUGAAUAGAACAAUUAUUACUCAUAUUUGUUAGAACAUUUAGUUUUUCUUUGUUAGAAGAGAUUUUAAUUGCUGUUUUGGAUCAAGUGCAUGUUUAAAGUAUGUUUGUGCUUCUUUUUUAUGAAAUAAAAAAAAUAUAUAUAUAUUUUAA
Messenger RNA from Labeo rohita (rohu), 2524 nucleotides. Its product is annotated as CD48 antigen. The transcript is spliced from 4 exons. The record is from RefSeq and is a predicted model, not a curated record. Bases 721 to 1584 code for a protein of 287 amino acids. Lineage: Eukaryota; Metazoa; Chordata; Actinopteri; Cypriniformes; Cyprinidae.